AGACAUCCUAAACAGUCUCAUAUGUAAAAGUUCCCUAAGCUAAGAGACUCCAUGAAUCCACCUCCUACGUAAAUUCAUUUUCACCAAGCUAGAAUCUUCCUAGCAAUCCAUCACCUAAAUAAUAGUGAUGUAUUUUUUUAUAUUUUUACCGAUUCAAUUUCAUUCAUUCAUUUUGCUGUCAACAAUGGCUGCUUGUCAAUUGUCUAUGCUUUUAAAAAUAAAUAUUAUCUGUGAUGUUGACAGUUGACACUUUUGACACUUUGUUCAUAAACAAAAGUUGGUUGUUUAUAAACAGUAGUUAGUUAGUAAAAGAGAGUUAUAGAGAGUUGGUCAAGUCACACGUGUUAUUUUCUUUAUGAGUCACACUGUAGAAGAAGAAGCAUUUAAUAAAGCAAUGGCAGAAAAGAAGAAACGCGGACAAAAUUUUACAAUGGAAGAGAAGGACAGACUAAUAAAGUUAUUAGCACAGUAUCGGUCCACAAUAUUAAAUAAAAAAACGGACGGUACCACCAAUAUGGCGAAGAUGCAAGCCUGGAAUGCUUUAACGAAUAAAUUUAAUAGUUGUGGCUCAACUUACAGAACUAAAGAUUCACUGGUGAAACAGUGGGACAAAUUAAAAACGGAGGCCAAAAUAUAUAACGGAAAAAAUAAAAAAGGUGUAAUGGGCACAGGAGGUGGACCAUCCACGGUAAAAUCCGAUCCAGUUUUGGACCAGGCGUGCGACCUGCUGGGGAGGGCAUGCUCAGGCAUGCUAGCUGUCAAUGACAGUGAUGCUGAUAUACCUACAAGUGGGGCACUAGAAAGCAGUAUGUUUCAUGAUAUUGCCACAGAAGUUGAGAUAUAUGAAAGAGAAGGAGAGCAGGAUGUACCAAUGGAGAAUAUGACUGUACAGGAUGUUGCUCCUGGUCCCAGCUGCCUGGUUGAAUUUCAAUCAACUCCUGCAAAUAUGAAUAUCCCAGAUGCUGUUCCUGGUCCAAGCGGUGUCACUCAACAAAUGCCACUAACAGACAUCCCGGAUCAAGAAAAUACAACUACAGGCCAACCAUUGUGGUCAAGACGGCGUCGACCUCAAAUGGGUGCCAGGCAUGAGAGAACAGAGGCGCUGGAAAAUAUAACCUCCAGCUUUUGCAAUGUUCAGCAGCAGAAAUUGACCUAUGAACAAUUGAAAGUUCAAUUGCUGAUGGACGAGAAAAUAUUUAAAGAUAGCUUGUACAAAAUACAAUUAACUACAGCUGAAAAGGAGCUGGAAAUAAAAGUAGAAAUACUAAAACAAAUUCAAAGAGGCGGCUUAUCACUUGAGAACAUUAUGGGCAAGAAGAAAGAUGAAUAAUUUUUUUGUACUUGAUUUUGAUAAAUAUUUGUUUGAUUUAGAGAUGAAUAAUUUUUUGUACUUAAUUUUA
Molecule: messenger RNA, 1400 nt
Organism: Plutella xylostella (diamondback moth)
Lineage: Eukaryota; Metazoa; Arthropoda; Insecta; Lepidoptera; Plutellidae
Cellular component (GO): nucleus
Source: RefSeq, a predicted model, not a curated record